AAAAAUAAAAAAAAUAAUUUAUUGUGCAACAAGAACCGAAAUAAUAAUUUAUGAGCAUUUACACUUUUAUGAAUUGCUCUCAAUUACAUUGCACCAAACCUCUGCCGCUUUAUAUUCAAAAUGUUGAAACCAAGCUUUAAAUUUUGAGUUGAGUGGCUAUUGAAAUUUAAUGUCUCUGAUAAAGUAACACCAACUAUCAUAAGGUAAUUGUUGUGAUUUUUCCUCCAUUUAUUAUUUUAACGCACUGAGUGAAUCAUAAUUAAUUUGGAAUUAAACAUAAAUAAAUUAAUCUACUGUAUAUAUAUAUAAUAUUAUGACCAAAUUGCGGGAUUAAAGCGCGGGAAAAUAAUUGUCUGGCCGCCGCAGAACAAAGACGGCCACCAUCAUGUGACGGUGGGGCUGCCGGCCAACGCCACUUAGAGCCAUCAGUAAAAUUUAUGUAUAUAUAAUGAAUCAGUAAAAUUUUAUCUACCAACAAUUACUAAUUUCUUACUCCACGCGCCUUUUGCUACAGAGUAAUAUACUUUUUGCUUUAUUGUUUCUCACUUUAUUUUUUUUUUUCCAGUUCUCCCUCUCAAAUCUCAAAUCAUUCCAUUUUCACACACACACACACACACACCUAGCUUUUCAGUUUCCACCGUGCCUGCCAGUUUGACGUUGAAAUUGUGCCGUUGAAGCAGUGGAUUGGUGUAAUUUUAACUUUUGUUUUUGAUUUUCAGUUCCAAUUUAGAGUAAUUGUAGUCGUUUAGGGGAUGGAUCACUUUCUCGUUUCGCAGUCCGACGAUGAGUUCGAUGAGCUAGAUUCGCGCCGUUGCGACGACGGUUACAGCCUGAGCGCCGACGUCAGUGAAUCGGAGAGUUCGACUUCGAGCGCGGACACAUUUUCUUCUGAUCGCCGGCGAGCUUCGGCCUGCACGGCAGUGUCUCCGCUUGAAUUACCUUCCAAUUCCGAGUGUUUGUUGCCGCCUCCGAUCAUGUUGCCGGUUGUGGGGGGUAGACACGUCAUAUUUCCUGCGGAGAAGCCUGGUAGAGAUAAACCUGAUCGAACUGAAUCGACCGAGGCUGAACUGAUGAAGGAAAGAUUUGCAAAGUUGUUGCUCGGAGAGGAUAUGUCCGGUGGCGGAAAGGGCGUAGGUACUGCUCUCGCAAUCUCCAACGCAAUCACUAAUCUCGCAGCUAGUGUUUUCGGAGAGCUCUGGAAGCUGGAGCCGUUGGCCCCACAAAAAAAGUCGAUGUGGCAGAGAGAGAUAGAGUGGCUAUUGUGCGUUAGUGAUUCCAUAGUCGAGCUUGUUCCGUCAGUUCAAGAAUUCUCAGGCGGUGGUAGCUUCGAGAUUAUGGUGGCACAACAAAGAUCCGACUUAUACGUGAAUCUGCCAGCACUCAAGAAACUAGACGCAAUGUUAAUUAGCAUCUUAGAUGGAUUCCACGACACUGAAUUUUAUUACGUUGACCGUGGGACAGUUGUUGCUGACGGUGAACGCAUUAUCGAACCAUAUCAAUGUUCACCUUCUCGUACAAGGCCGUCCGUAACACUUGAAGAAAAAUGGUGGCUGCCGUUCCCUAAGGUUCCAGCAAAUGGUUUGUCCGAAGAAACGAGGAAUCUAUUGCAACACUUCAAGGAGUGCGCUCAUCAGAUUUUGAAAGCUGCUGUGGCAAUCAACAGUACUGUGCUUUCCGAGAUGGAAGUGCCUCAAGUUUACUUGGAAAGCUUGCCAAAGAGCGAGAAAGCUUGCUUAGGAGAUAUACUCUACCGCUAUAUAACUCAUGAUCAAUUCUCCCCCGACUGUCUUCUUGAUUACCUGGAUCUUUCUUCGGAAUAUAGUACUUUAGACAUAGCAAACAGGAUUGAAACUGCCAUACACUUUUGGAGGAUGAAAUAUCAAAAGAAGAAACUAAACAACACAAAAACGGGCUCGUUUUGGGGCAGCACUGUGAAGGGCCUCGUUGUUGAUGUAGAAAAGACUAAACUCUUCGCCCAUCGAGCCAAUGUCCUCCUAAAGAACUUGAAGUUGCACUUCCCUGCUCUGCCACAAACUUCUCUGGACAUGACCAAGAUUCAGUAUAACAAGGAUGUGGGGCAGUCAAUACUCGAAAGCUAUUCUAGGGUAAUUGAGAGCUUAGCUUUUAAUUUGAUGGCAAGGAUUGACGAUCUUUUAUAUGUGGAUGAAGCUACGAAACGACGCGCAAUAGCAGAGUCAAUAUCCAUGCUCAAGUGGAAUAAUAACCAAAAUUCUCGCGGUUCGUUUUCUGACGGAAGCUCGCUUUCGUAUUCAUCGUCACUUCUUGGUUCUCCGUUCCGUUACUUGGUUCCAGUGACUCAGCGGCCCAAGAGAUUGCGCCGUUCAGUAAGCCAGCCUGCUUCUGCCAAUUAUUAUAAUCAAGUAGAUUUAGAGAAUCUGACUUUGUGAUUGAUAAAUCCAGAAACAAAGAGCAAAUGGAGGCCUAAUUGAAUAGAAUGACUCCACAUUGCAUCUGAAGUAGAAGUUAUGAUUAACCGAGCUUGGAUACUAAACGGUAGUUUACGGAUGCGUCGAUUGUUCGAGAUAUAUGUUUCUUUAAUCUAUUACGUACUUGGAAGCAUCUCAAUUAGUUGCCAUUGGCAAACAAAAGAAAAUCUAAUGCACGAAAAAUAAAAUAGACUCCAAAAACUGGAAUGUCAAA
Erythranthe guttata (spotted monkey flower) is the source of this 2661-nucleotide messenger RNA. RefSeq names its product rop guanine nucleotide exchange factor 1. Gene Ontology annotation, molecular function: guanyl-nucleotide exchange factor activity. The record is from RefSeq and is a predicted model, not a curated record. NCBI's taxonomy places the organism in Eukaryota, Viridiplantae, Streptophyta, Magnoliopsida, Lamiales, Phrymaceae.